UGGUCAACCAAUGAGAUUUUGGGGGCUUCAACUACACUGCAGCCCCUGACACACCAAAGGGUUACGUACUACAGGCAAAAAACAGGCAAGCAAGGGACUGCAGAUGUACUACAGGAGAUGAACAGAGACUGCAGACGUACUACAGGAGAUAACCAGAGAUUGCGGAUGUACUACAGGAGAUAACUAGAGACAGCAGAUGAACUACAGGUGAAAACCGGAGACUGCAUACAUACUACAGGAGAUGGUCAGAGACUGAAGAUGUACUGAGAUAAACAGAGAUGUACUACAGG
Staurois parvus is the source of this 290-nucleotide messenger RNA. The record is from the annotation of a GenBank genome assembly. Lineage: Eukaryota; Metazoa; Chordata; Amphibia; Anura; Ranidae.